Molecule: messenger RNA, 4464 nt
Organism: Linum tenue
Lineage: Eukaryota; Viridiplantae; Streptophyta; Magnoliopsida; Malpighiales; Linaceae
Source: the annotation of a GenBank genome assembly
CAAUUUCUUCAAAGAAGCCUCGGAAGUUUUAUGAGUGUUUUUAUUAUGAAUACAUGAUGUUGUCCUGAGAAUCAACGAAGAAAGCUUCGAACACUGUUCAUUCUGUAGCAAUUUUCGAGCUCCGAUUCGCUGUAAGAAACCAACAAAAUUUCCUGCAUUUUGGCUCAGGAUUUGGAUCCCCCAAACAGUGUUUCAGGGGGUUUGAAGUUGAAACUUGACAAGGAACGUCCAUCUGGUGGACGUUGCAGAAAAUUGGAAAGUAAGUUUCGUUUUCAAAAGAUUUCAUUUCAUGACAUGAUAACUCAUAAUCUCGAUCCUGCUUUCUUCCGAAUCAACGACGAAAUUUUUGACGGAGAGAUCGUUUGAUAGACGUAGUAAUUAGGAACAGGCAAGCAAUAUAUGCAAAUAACAAUGCAUACUUUCUUUUCCCCACAGCAAGGAAUAGCAGACGAAGAUGACAAGGAGUUUGCUUUUGGUUCUAUUGUUCAUCCAUGCAACUUCAGCAGCAAGCGCAGAACCCUCAGGCGAAGCACCGCCUCCAGGCGACGCACCACCCCCAGGCGACGCUGGGGCAGCCAAAGGAAGCUCCGUAUGGCAAACUCUACAUGGGGAGCAGCCAAAGGUGGUGGCUCAUGGCGGGUUCUCGGGGCUAUACCCACAAUCGACUCCAACUGCGAAUGCAAUUGCUGCACUGUACCCAAAACUGAUUCUGCUCUGCAAUUUACAAAUAACAAUGGACAAGGUCGGAAUCUGCGUGGCAAAUCUCGACCUCAGUGAAGGAACCAGCAUAGCGGUAGAGUACCCCAACAAAACUAAAACGUACAAGGUAAAUGGAAAAGAUGUCACUGGCUAUUUCAGCGUGGAUUACGCCAUGAACCAACUCAAUAACGUGAUAGCAACGCAGAGCGUAUUGAGCCGUCCAGAUGCCUUCGAUAUCGAUCCGAUUCCAACAUUUGAUGAUUUUCGUGCAAGCAUCGCUGCUCCACGGUGGAUCCAUGUUGAGUAUCCUCAAUUCUAUGACGAGCACAAGCUGAGCUAUGAGGACUAUUUUGACAAAAAUAGUCUCCGAGGCAUCAAUUAUUUAUCCACUCCGGAGCUUACUUUUCUGAAGGCAAUAAGUGCUAUGAAACCCCCUACCAUGAAGCUCUAUUUUGCCUUCAAAGGCAGAGAAGAGCUAGAACCCACAACCAACCAAACCUACGGUGAGCUCUUGUUAGACAAACUCAAACCGAUGAUAACUGGAAUUGUUGUCCCAAGGGAAUACAUAUGGCCGGUCGAAAAAUCCAACUACUUGGCACCAGAGCCAAACCUACUGGUGGCUGAUGCUCAUGAACUUGGUCUGGAAGUAUAUGUCUACGGAUUUGCAAAUGACAAUGUACUCAGCUACAACUAUAGUUAUGAUCCAACAGAAGAAUACCUGCAAUUCACCAGUAAGGGCUUCUCAGUCGAUGGUUUCAUUACCGAUUUCCCUCCAACUGCAAUGAACGCCGUUGAAUGUUUUGCCAAGUACAACAACUCCGAAAGCCGCAGAGAGGGACAACCUUUGGUUAUAACCAACGGGGGAGCAAGUGGAAUUUAUGCAGGGAGCACUGAUCUCGCUUACCAGAAAGCAGUAGAUGAUGAGGCCGACAUAAUUGAUUGCAGCGUUCAAAUGAGUAAAGAUGGAGUUGCUUUCUGUAUGGCGACUGCUGACCUCAGUGUAGAUACUACUGCAGCAGCCAUUUUCCCUGAUCGGGCCACCACCAUCCCUGAAAUUCAAAAGGAUGAUGGAAUAUUUUCUUUUGACCUGGAAUGGAGUGACAUUCAAAGCUUACAACCUCAAUUAUCAUCCCCUUUUGAGAAAACCAGUGAUCUUAAGAGAAAUCCAGCGGUAAAGAACGAGGGAAAAUUUAUGACCCUCGAUCAAUUCCUGCAAUUUGCAAAGGCAAAAUCUGUUCCGGGCAUUCUGAUCAACAUAGAUAAUGCUGCAUACCUAGCAUCGAAAGAAGGCCACGACGUUGUUACGACAGUGAGCACAGCCUUACAUAAAGCCUCAUUUGACAAACAGACCACUCAACAAGUCUUAAUACAAUCAGACGAUACAUCGGUGUUGGCCAAAUUCAGCAAUCUCGGGUACAAAAGGGUACUGGCUGUCAAGGAAGAAGUAAGCGACAUACCAAAGGCUACAGUAGACGAAAUCAAAAAGUAUGCAGAUGCAGUCACGUUGACUAGAUUCUCUAUAAUCCCAACAAGCCAUGGCUUCACGAGGAAGGAAACCAACUCUGUUCUGGCACUGCAAGCUGCAAACUUGUCUGUGUUCGUUACAACUCUGAACAACGAAUAUCUCUCGCUUGCAUUCGAUUACAACUCGGAUGCCAUGUUCGAGAUCGCCACUUACACACAGCUGGUCCAAGUCAAUGGUACCAUUACGGAAUAUCCAGGAACUGCAAACAAAUAUCUGAAGAACCCAUGCUCGAAUCUUAACGACCCAGAUCUCAUGUACGCCAUCUUACCAAUCAACCCGGGCCAAAUGCUCAAUCUAACCAAGUACUCGGAAAACCUGAGUCCUCCGAAACCAGCUCUAGCUGUUAAAGACAUCGCCGACCCACCAUUACCUCCAGCGAUCAAAGUUCAAGACGGAGCUCCUCCUCCGGGUUCAUCUGCCUGUGCCCAUUCCGGCCUCUCAAUUGCAGCUAUGGCGUUGCUAAGCUUACUCAACGGCUUAUUCCACAUCUAACUCCAGCCAGAAGUUCUAACAGACGUCUAGCAUAUUAGCAGUCGUGAUUCCAACUUUACAUCUGUACAGAUUGCAAUUUAUCACAAUCCGCUGCUAUGGCUUUGCUAAGCUCUCACUCAACGGUUUCUUCCACAUCUAACUCCAUCCAGAACUUCUAACAGACGUCUAGCAUUAGCAAUCGUGAUACCAUCUUGUACAGAUUGCAAUUUUUCACAUUUCAAGCUAUGAUCUAGAUCUCUUUCACACUAUUACACCGUCUCCACAAUCUUCACAUUCUAAGAACCCUACAUAUGGUUCUAGACUCAAAAUCCAUUUCAUGCAAACAUUUCAACACUAUCAAAUCUUCGACGCAGCUCAUUAGAAAAUCAUCGCAAAAGAGAGAAAUUACAAACUAAGAGGCUCAGAUUCGCCUUUAAUCAGACACUAAGAAGCAAGCCACGAAAACAGAGAAGCAAGAAUCACCAGCUGCCAUUGGCUGCAGACAAAUUAAAGGAGGCGGAGAAACCCUAAAAAAGGUGUUCCAACACUCUCUCUCCAAGAUGUCGCCAUGCCAGGUAACUGAUAUCCAGCCAUUGCUAUCUCCGUCUCCGGGAAGUCUGAUAGAAUCAUUCGUCAUAGCCUCAGGCGAAUGUGAGAGAGAGCGAGAGGAAGAGUGAAGGUCGAUGAAGCAAAGGAAACCAUAUAUAUAUGUUUUGUUUUAUGUAUAUAAUCUCAGUGACCAAACUUGCAAUUAACCCUAGGUACUUUCGGACGAUGUGGCGGCAGAUCCGCGCAUCGGCGGCGAGUAAUCACUGGCUUCGCUGGCGACCAGAGGGAGAAACUGUCGAUUUUCCGGCGACGAUUCUGUCUCUCUCCACUGAGAGCAAAGCCUCAUACUUAAACUAGUGAGUGAUUGCCUCUCGAGGCAGCUCUCUGUGUUUAUAUAAGCCACUGGCCGCUGUCGGCAGUUCCUUAUUGGGCUCCGAUUGGGCCAGUGACUUAGUUUAUAGCAACACGAAAUUAGCCCACGUUCUUUCGCAGCCCAUUACGAACAUUAGAGGCGGUCGAGCACCGUCCACGUGUACGGAGACGGAGGGUUAGUUUGUCGGAGACGGAGGCUCAGAUUUAGAAUUGCGAUCGGGAGCCGGAAGCUCCGCCGUCCAUGGCUGCGACAACCGGUUGCCGGAGGGAAUCCGAUGUCCCGUGAAUCCAGCCGUCCGGCGUCUCCCCGCCGUGGAAUCGGCGGCUCCGCCGCUACCGAGCCGGGAGCUCGCGGAAGAGAGAAAAUCGAUCAAAUGUCAUCGUCAUUGCCUCGUGUUUAGAGAGAGAGAGAGAGCGAGAGAGCAGAGCAGAAGCGAUAGGCAGAACGAAACAAAAGGGGAAGGAAGAAAGGAGGAACCAGAGCUGUGAUUCCAGUAACCAAACUCACAAACACAGAGUAAUCAGCGGCCGGAGAAGUCAUCGGCUCCGGCGGGGGAGAGAGAAUCUCUCUCGAAGCCGAAGCCAUCGUUCUUUGCUCUCUCUUCAAAGCGAGUACCCGGAGUUCAGUCCAUGGCUGUAGCCUGAUGGCUGGGCUCUGUGGCUUUUAUAGCGGGGAGGAUUCUUCCUAUUUUGCCCUUUCACCGCUGUGUGGGAUAAAUCUGUAAAUGGUCACUGAAUUAUAAUGUUUGUAAUAAGUGGUCACUAUACUAUAACUUUUAGCAGAAAUUGCCAACUAAGUUGUGGUAGUAAUGAAUAGCUAUCUAGCCCAAUGUGGCAUCAAUUCUGCU